AAUGCCGCAUCUACGUUUUCAACUGGGCGGAGCUAAUGUGCGCUAUCAACUUCCGGGACAACAGCGUUUUCGCCAUGGGACAAACCAGCCUGGAUAAGAUGAUUGCACUGCAGAAGAACACUGCCAACGUCAGAAACCUGUGCAUUCUGGCACAUGUUGACCAUGGCAAAACUACUCUGGCUGACUGCUUGGUGGCCAGUAAUGGUAUCAUAUCAAGUCGACUGGCUGGGAAGCUGAGGUAUCUGGACAGCAGGGAGGAUGAACAGAUCAGAGGAAUCACCAUGAAGUCCAGUGCCAUCUCUCUGCAUCACAGAAAUGGAGAUCAGGAGUACUUACUAAACCUGAUCGACUCUCCUGGUCACAUCGACUUCUCCUCAGAAGUUUGCACUGCUGUCAGGCUGUGUGAUGGGGCCAUUGUAGUUGUUGAUGCUGUGGAGGGAGUGUGUCCACAGACCCAGGUUGUGCUGCGCCAAGCGUGGCUGGAGAACAUCAGGCCUGUUCUUGUCAUCAAUAAGAUAGACCGACUUAUCAUGGAGCUGAAAACUCACCCUCUCGAAGCUUACAGCCACCUGCAGAAGAUCCUGGAACAGUACCAUACUCCCAGCCAGCAUUUGGAUUUAUCAGUCAUUGCAGCUGAGGGAGAGUACACAGCCGGCAUCAUGGUGUUUGAUGGUGAGCUGACUAAGGCCAGCAGUUUGUCACACGGGUUAAAGAUAUCCAGGUCUGGAUGGCAGCCGGCCCCCACUGUGCUGACCCUAACCAGAGCUCAUGUGUCCAGAGCCAACUCCUAG
Molecule: messenger RNA, 791 nt
Organism: Cottoperca gobio
Lineage: Eukaryota; Metazoa; Chordata; Actinopteri; Perciformes; Bovichtidae
Product: elongation factor-like GTPase 1
Biological process (GO): cytosolic ribosome assembly
Cellular component (GO): cytosol; ribonucleoprotein complex
Molecular function (GO): GTP binding; GTPase activity; ribosome binding
Source: RefSeq, a predicted model, not a curated record